Chinchilla lanigera (long-tailed chinchilla) is the source of this 2120-nucleotide messenger RNA. It is a transcript of the gene Cdc42ep3, whose product is annotated as CDC42 effector protein (Rho GTPase binding) 3. NCBI's taxonomy places the organism in Eukaryota, Metazoa, Chordata, Mammalia, Rodentia, Chinchillidae. The record is from RefSeq and is a predicted model, not a curated record. Bases 288 to 1052 code for a protein of 254 amino acids. The transcript is spliced from 2 exons.
CGGGCAGCGGUGAUUCUCGGCGGCGGCGAGGGAGUCGGCCGGCCCAGGGCUCCUGCGUCUCCACCUGUUUCUCCGUGCUGUGGAAGGAAGUGAAUGAUGUAACCGGGUGUACAGGACGCUCCACAAGGUCUCUUAGACCGCAUCUCGUUUCAGAGCCACUUCUGAAGCUACUUGGAAAAAAUGAUGUGACAGUUCCUGUCCAAAAAGAUUUCUCAGAAGCAUAUAACAUCUGUGAAGAAAGUGGCCCUUUUUCUCUUUUGCAAAGUAAGAUAUUCCAAAAUUUCAAAAUGCCAGCCAAGACCCCAAUCUAUCUGAAAGCUGCUAACAACAAGAAAGGAAAGAAAUUUAAACUGAGGGACAUUUUGUCUCCUGAUAUGAUUAGCCCACCCCUUGGGGACUUUCGCCACACCAUUCACAUCGGCAAAGAGGGCCAGCACGACGUCUUUGGAGAUAUAUCCUUCCUUCAAGGGAACUAUGAGUUAUUGCCCGGAAACCAGGAGAAAACUCGCUUGGGCCAGUUCCCCGGGCAUAACGAGUUCUUCCGAGCCAAUAGCACCUCAGACUCCAUGUUCACAGAAACACCCUCCCCAGUGCUCAAAAAUGCCAUCUCCCUCCCGACCAUUGGAGGGUCCCAAGCCCUCAUGUUGCCCUUAUUGUCACCGGUGACGUUUAGCUCCAAACAGGAGUCCUUUGGGCCGCCAAAGCUGCCCAGGCUCAGCUGUGAGCCUGUCAUAGAGGAAAAAGCUCAGGAGAAAAGCAGCCUGUUGGAAAACGGGACCAUCCACCAGGGCGACACCUCGUGGGGCUCCAGUGGUUCAGCAUCUCAGUCCAGCCAGGGCAGGGACAGCCACGCUUCCAGCUUGUCCGAACAGUACGCCGACUGGCCAGCUGAGGACAUGUUUGACCAGCCUGCCCCAUGCGCGCUCGUGAAGGGAAAGACUAAAUCGGAGGAGUCCCUCUCUGACCUUACAGGCUCUCUCCUCUCCCUGCAGCUGGAUCUUGGGCCCUCACUUUUGGAUGAGGUGCUGAAUGUCAUGGAUAAAAAUAAGUAACAGGAUGCUCUUUCUCAUUUGGGACAAAAGGUACAAAAAGGAAAAAAAACUGUCAACUAACCGCAGUUGAAGAGAAGAGCUUCCUUGUCUGUUUUUUUGCAAUCAUAUGUUGCAUUUUCUAAAAUAAUAUUCCUAUUCCUACAAAAUAUUUUUUUAACUGUUUGCAAAAAUAAUUUCGAAAAAAAUAACAACAAAAAUCCUGUCCUUGCAAAAAGAGGAAGAGAGUCAGAGCCUAUUUUCAGCAGGCACUGCUGAUGUUCAGCUCACGUUUUCUUGUUUGCAGGAGUGUAAGAAAUCCAGCCUGGCCAGGAUUGGCACCGGCCAGGAAGGGCUAGAUGAGUCCUGCUAAGGAACUUGACAGGACUCUGACAUUUUUCUGAGCAUGAGAAAGUCAAAAUGUAUUUAACACCUAAGCCUUUUUUCUAGACUCUUUUUGUAUAUUAAAUUUUUGGGGCUCACCAUCACGAGAUCUCCAGUGUUAAAACUUUUGUGUGUUUUCACAUUUGAGCAACUUCAAUGGGUUUUGGGGAUUUUCAUGUAGUUCUUACAUAUCUCUUAUAUAUUAUACCGUAUCUAUAUUGCAAAAUUUUGACUGUCAGCUACAUGUUGGUAAGAUACAAACAAGGUAUUACUGUAACUAAGUUAUUUUUAAAGUUAAAAUAUAUUUUUAUGUGCCUUUGGCUUUUUAUUGCAGAGUCUACAUUUUAUAGAUAAUACAUCAAAUGUCAUUUGACUUGUUUCUGUAGGGGUUCCAUUGUAAGCUGUGGAUGUGUGUGUUUGGGAAAGUGUAUUCAUACUUAGCUUUUUGUUGUUGUUUCGUUUCUUUAUCAUCUGUUAUAUUUCCAACAGCAACCAACAAUGGAUUGGAAAGCAAAAAGGCACAGGUUACUCACAAUGCUUCCACAGAGACUGUGAGCUACACCAUGUAAUGUCUUUUGAAAAUGUGGGUAUUUUAGUACAGUACAUUUUGCAUUACCUAGGUACUUCAUACAACACAAUAAAGAGUAAAUGUUAAAAUAAACUUGCUCCUUUAUAGUAAUAAACAAGAACAUAAGGAUAUUUUCUUCA